This is a messenger RNA of Acanthopagrus latus (yellowfin seabream), 975 nucleotides long. Lineage: Eukaryota; Metazoa; Chordata; Actinopteri; Spariformes; Sparidae. The record is from the annotation of a RefSeq genome assembly.
AUGCUGUCUGCACUGUUUACUCACUUGAUUAAUCCCCUAGCCUUCAUUGUCCCAAUCCUUCUAGCCGUUGCCUUCCUAACCCUUCUUGAACGAAAAGUCCUGGGCUAUAUGCAACACCGAAAAGGUCCAAACAUUGUUGGCCCCUACGGCCUCCUUCAACCCAUCGCUGACGGAGUAAAACUUUUUAUUAAAGAGCCCGUACGACCAUCAACCUCCUCCCCCGUUCUUUUCCUGCUCGCCCCAAUUCUCGCCCUCACACUUGCCCUUACCCUAUGAGCCCCCAUACCACUUCCUUAUUCUGUUAUUGACCUCAACCUAGGAAUUCUUUUCAUCUUAGCCCUCUCCAGCCUUGCAGUCUACUCUAUUCUCGGAUCAGGCUGAGCAUCCAAUUCAAAGUAUGCCCUCAUCGGGGCCCUACGGGCUGUCGCCCAGACUAUUUCUUACGAAGUAAGCCUAGGGCUUAUUCUUCUGUCAACAAUUAUCUUUACUGGAGGCUUUACCCUCCAAAUUUUUAAUGUUGCUCAAGAAAGUAUUUGACUUAUUCUCCCGGCAUGACCCCUAGCUGCAAUAUGAUAUGUCUCCACACUGGCAGAAACUAACCGUGCUCCCUUUGACCUCACUGAAGGUGAGUCAGAACUUGUCUCUGGUUUUAAUGUUGAAUAUGCAGGAGGCCCAUUCGCCCUAUUUUUCUUAGCCGAAUAUGCUAAUAUUCUCCUCAUAAAUACACUCUCUGCCACACUAUUCUUGGGAGCUACCCACCUCCCUGCAUUUCCUGAACUGACUGCAAUAAACCUCAUAACUAAAGCCGCACUACUAUCAGUAGUGUUCCUAUGAGUACGAGCCUCUUACCCCCGAUUCCGAUAUGACCAACUAAUACACUUAACCUGAAAAAACUUCCUCCCUUUAACCCUGGCCAUAGUCAUCUGACACCUCUCCCUCCCCAUUGCACUCGCGGGCCUUCCCCCCCACCUUUAA